Messenger RNA from Callorhinus ursinus (northern fur seal), 4049 nucleotides. NCBI's taxonomy places the organism in Eukaryota, Metazoa, Chordata, Mammalia, Carnivora, Otariidae. The record is from RefSeq and is a predicted model, not a curated record.
AUGUUAGAGGAAGCAGCUGUUAAAUCUAAGAAAGCUACAGAUACCUAUAAACUUUAUGUGGAGAAGUAUGCAUUAGCAAAAGCCGAUUUUGAACAGAAAAUGACAGAAACAGCUCAGAAGUUUCAAGAUAUUGAAGAAGCUCAUCUCAUUCACAUAAAGGAAAUUAUAGAAUCCUUGUCAAAUGCUGUAAAGGAAAUUCAUUUGCAAAUAGCCCAGGUCCAUGAAGAAUUUAUAAAUAACAUGGCUAAUACUACAGUUGAAAGCUUGAUUCAAAAAUUUGCUGAGUCAAAAGGCACUGGGAAGGAAAGACCUGGCCUCAUUGAAUUUGAAGAGUGUGACCCUGCUAGUGCAGUUGAAGGUGUAAAACCAAGGAAAAGAAAGACUUUUGGUUUGCCAGGGAUAAUUAAAAAGGAAAAGGAUGCAGAGUCUGUGGAAUGCCCUGAUGCAGAUUCACUUAACAUUCCUGAUGUAGAUGAAGAAGGCUAUAGUAUAAAACCAGAAGCAAAUCAGAAUGAUACCAAAGAGAACCAUUUCUACUCAUCUAGUGAUUCUGAUUCUGAAGAUGAAGAACCAAAGAAGUAUCGGAUACAGAUCAAACCCAUGCAUCCAAAUAACUCCCAUCACACAAUGGCUUCCCUGGAUGAAUUAAAAGUGUCUAUAGGAAAUAUCACUCUCUCCCCAGCAAUAUCUAGACACAGCCCAGUGCAGAUGAAUCGGAAUUCAUCUAGUGAAGAGCUAACAAAAUCCAAGCCGUGUGCCGCAUCCAUUGAGAAAGGGACCAGUGAUUUACUUGCUUGGGAUCCCCUGUUUGGACCAUCUCUUGAUUCAUCAUCUUCAGCUUCACUAACUUCGUCAUCAUCAUCAGCCAGGCCCACAACUCCUCUUUCUGUAGGCACCAUUGUCCCACCUCCAAGGCCUGCUUCCAGACCAAAGCUUACUUCAGGCAAACUCAGUGGGAUUAAUGAAAUACCCAGGCCAUUCAGCCCACCUGUAACUUCCAAUACCAGCCCACCUCCUGCAGCUCCUUUAGCCCGGGCAGAAAGUUCUUCCUCUAUCUCAUCUUCAGCUUCAUUAAGUGCUGCCAAUACUCCAACAGUAGGUGUGUCACGAGGUCCCAGCCCUGUCAGCCUUGGAAAUCAAGAUACCUUACCUGUGGCAGUUGCCCUCACAGAAUCUGUUAAUGCCUAUUUUAAAGGAGCAGAUCCCACCAAGUGUAUUGUGAAGAUCACUGGUGAUAUGACAGUAUCAUUCCCAAGUGGAAUUAUUAAGGUCUUCACUAGCAAUCCAUCUCCAGCUGUGCUAUGCUUCAGGGUGAAGAAUAUCAGCAGACUAGAGCAAAUUCUUCCAAAUGCACAACUUGUGUUCAGUGAUCCAUCGCAGGGUGAUUCUAACACAAAAGAUUUUUGGAUGAACAUGCAAGCUGUUACUGUCUACCUCAAGAAGCUAUCAGAGCAAAAUCCAGCUGCUUCUUAUUAUAAUGUAGAUGUAUUAAAGUAUCAGGUAUCAUCAAAUGGUAUUCAGUCCACUCCUCUAAAUCUUGCAACAUACUGGAAAUGCAGUGCUGGCACCACAGAUCUUAGAGUGGAUUAUAAGUACAACCCAGAAGCUAUGGUCGCACCAAGUGUGCUUUCCAACAUACAGGUGGUGGUACCUGUGGAUGGAGGAGUCACAAACAUGCAGUCCCUUCCCCCUGCAAUAUGGAAUGCAGAACAAAUGAAAGCCUUGUGGAAACUCUCUGGUAUUUCAGAGAAAUCAGAAAAUGGAGGUUCUGGGUCCCUCAGAGCAAAAUUUGAUCUUUCAGAAGGACCUAGUAGACCCACCACACUUGCAGUGCAAUUCCUCAGCGAGGGAAAUACCCUCUCAGGAGUAGAUAUUGAACUUGUAGGCACUGGCUAUAGGCUUUCCUUAGUAAAGAAGCGGUUUGCCACUGGACGAUACCUGGCGGAUUGUUGAUAGACCUGGGAAACUGGUUGGCUCAAGAGAAUUACAGGCCUGCUAUCCUGUGUUGUCUGUUCUUUCCAACUCUAUUUUAGCUUGUAUUAGGUCUUUGAACUUACACAUAUUUGAGAACUGAUUACAAACAUUAAAUUGCACUUUUGAAGUGAGUCAUCAAAAGCAGUAGCACUGAAAUGAUUUUCAACUCUGUUAAUGAUCAACUGCCAUAUUCCAGAAGCACCUUUGUUGAGAUUCUCAGUAAAAUGAAGUUUUCCUAGGCUGAAAUUUUACAUUAUCUUCAGUGUCUGAGUUGUAGCGUAUUAUCACGCCUAAAAUUUCAGGAGAGCAAGCACAAAAUAAUUCAGCUUUCCAUUAAUUUUUAGAGUCAGAAAUUUCCUAAGUUUGAUAUUGAAUGGAGACACACAGAACGUGAAUUGUAAGUUUUGGAUAAUGUUAAUUUAGAAUACUCAAUCAAAUUGAGUUAUGUGCCAUAAUCAGACCAGAGUCCAAGGCGUAUGCAAAAAAUGUAUAAUUUGAUUCUCAUAUAAACAUUAAUAAAGUAUAGAUGGUGUUUUGUAUGUUUUUUAAUUCUCAAGUGCAAUGUGUUUUAAAAUAAGCUUGCAAAAGACCGCAGAGGAAUUUACUUCUGCAGUUAGUUAACUUUAUAGAAUUUGUGAUUGUUUUUAAGAAUUAAUGCUGUAGAUUUAAUUUAUUUUUAUAUGGAUUACAUAAUGUGUGCCUUUUAAAACAAUAACAAAAGCCAGAAAUGUGCCUAUCCAGUUUGUGUUCAUUAACGUGCCUCACUUCCCCCCCCCCCCCACAGUCUGGAUCUUCUAUCUUAGGGUGGUCAUUUUUACAAGAUAAUUGCCAUUUCUGUAAAUACCUUUGGCCUCAGUUGGGAAGGGAAUUCAGAGUAACUAAAGGGUAAUUUGUACUUAAAAACCCUGGCUCACUUCUUUAGUAAUACACUGUAGCCACUAGAAAGAGAACUAUACCUAAGGGCAUAUGUUUACAGGGGGGAAAGUUACCUUCAGUUAUUCCACCUAAGUAUGUAAAUCAUAAAACAAACAUUGAAAAACUGAUUAAUGGUUAAUUGGUAACUGCUGUUUUAUUUCUCAACUUGGCAUUUCCCUUCAUUCUGUUUAUCAUUGGAAAUUUAUAUACAUUUACUGAAUGUGAGCAUGAAUUUUGUAUUUUGUGAGGAACACAUUUAAGAAAUACUAGUUUUGGCAUUGGAGAAGUACUGCCAGUUGUUUUCAUUUCAACAGUUGGAAAAAUUACCAAUUUAUAUGUUUUUAUUAUUUAACUGCCACCUACUAGAAAUGGGGAGAUUAUUUGAAGUGAUGGAUUGGGUUAAGCCUUUCUUGAACUACUAAUAUUAAAUAGUAAAAAACCUAACUUUGUAGCAAAUCCUGAUUAACUGAAAGACUUAAAAUAUUUUGGACAGUUUCAUAAUUUACAAAUGGGAGUUUUAUUUAUAAGGAUAAAUGCCAGUGUCUGCAUUUUUACAUAGAAGUGAUAAAUUGUGUUAUAUAAUUUAUAUAAAACCACUAAUUAUUCUGUUAAGCUUUACAGAACAUAAAACCCCUACUACUAGACACUUAUGUAAUGUCUUGCUCUACUAAAUAUAGCAGGAAAUCUACUUAUUAGCAAUACAUAUAACACAAUAUGUGCUUUUUAAAUAUAUUCAGUGUUAGCCCAGUUCUAAAUUUAGAUUUGACUAAAGCAACACAUUAAGACAAUUUGCUGAAAUGUUCAUCUUUACUACAUAGCGAAAUGAGAAUUGCUAACUCUUACAUUGUGUUCUUUUAAAUGCCAGUUACAGUCCCUUACUGGAAUCUUAAAUGUAACUGCUUUGUAAUUGGGCUGCUUUUAAUGGGCAGUUAAUACUUUAUUAUUGGACUUGACACCAUUACACUCACCAUGUUUGUUUUUAAAUCAAGUAUUACCUGAAAAUGUUCAAAUUAGUGAAAUGGUUAAACUUCUGCACUUUCUUAAUUACCACAGUCUUCAUACCAAGUGUUGAUACCUACAUUUGUAUUUAGGCGCAGGUUACAAUUUUGAAGCCAUAUGAGUUUAUAGUGAUUUUUUCAUUUAAAAAUCCACUAAUGGUA